AUGACUUCGACAAAGCAGUCUUCCUCGUCGUUACUGCCUUUUGAGUUAGUAGAAGAGAUACUUUACAAGAUUCCGAUUGAAUCUUUGGUACGGUUCAAAUCGGUAUGCAAAGAAUGGUAUGGUCUCCUCAGCGAGAAAAUAUUCAUCUACAAACACUUGGAUAUCUCCAACUCCAAGGAACGAUUCAUCUUUCCUGAUAUUGAUAACAUUCAACUCUUUGAUCUAGAGACCGAAGCCCUUGUACGUCUACCAAUCCCAAACGAGUUUCACAGUCGUGUUUAUUCAAAAACGAUUCACUGCGACGGAUUAUUGCUAUUUAGAACUUAUGGUGAUACAAGAGGAGAGCUCGCAGUUUGGAAUCCGUUUUUGAGACGAGUCAAAUGGAUCAAACAACCCUUGAAAUCUUACCCUGAAGUCUACGGUUUUGGAUACGACAAUGUAUCCCGUGACAACUACAAGAUCUUGAGGAUGUGUAAAGAAAGAAGGCGCAAAUUUUCAACAGAGAUUGAGAUAUAUGAGUUUAAGUCUAAACUCUGGAGAAGUGUUGAUGCUGCUCUUGAAUGCAAUGAACUCUUGAAACCUGUGUCUAUUUAUGGAAACAUGUAUUGGAUUGCUCAAAAGGAUUUGAAGGUUAACCUUGGAAUCGAAGUCUUCAUCCAAAGUUUUGAUUUUUCCACAGAAACGUUCAAGCCCAUACAUACUGAAUGUUUUCGUGUGAGUUCUGAUGAUGAAGUAGUCUUGUCAGGUUUCAGAAGAGAAAGGCUUUCUUUAUUACAUCAUAACCAUGUGAAGAUUGACUUUUGGGUUACUAAUAAGGUGACCGACGGGACUGUCUCAUGGAGUAAGUAUUUUAGUGUAUCUCGCCUUGUUCCAAAAUUACACACCACUUUCCAUUGCAGUUUUCUGAGCAAUAAGUUCAAGCUAUGGGGCAAGGAAGAUGGACCGGGCAUUAACAGCAUAUAUGUGUACGUCAAUGUUUACAAAAUGGGUGAGGGUAAUAUCAAUAAACAAUUUGAGAUGAGAAGACGAGUUAUAUGGUAUGAUUUAUUUCGUUGCGAUUGCCAUGUAUAUGUUCCAAGUCUAGUUCCGGUUCCAGAAUAA
Messenger RNA from Eutrema salsugineum, 1101 nucleotides. RefSeq names its product putative F-box protein At3g22650. Gene Ontology annotation, molecular function: protein binding. Bases 1 to 1101 code for a protein of 366 amino acids. NCBI's taxonomy places the organism in Eukaryota, Viridiplantae, Streptophyta, Magnoliopsida, Brassicales, Brassicaceae. The transcript has a single exon. The record is from RefSeq and is a predicted model, not a curated record.